Molecule: messenger RNA, 8338 nt
Organism: Cololabis saira (Pacific saury)
Lineage: Eukaryota; Metazoa; Chordata; Actinopteri; Beloniformes; Belonidae
Product: probable JmjC domain-containing histone demethylation protein 2C
Exons: 29
Coding region: 1-7707 (2568 amino acids)
Biological process (GO): regulation of transcription by RNA polymerase II
Cellular component (GO): chromatin; histone deacetylase complex
Molecular function (GO): histone H3K9 demethylase activity; transcription coregulator activity; chromatin DNA binding
Source: RefSeq, a predicted model, not a curated record
AUGGUGGUCAUGAACGACCAGGUGCUGGAGCCCCAGAACGUGGAUCCUUCCAUGAUCCAGAUGACGUUCCUGGACGACGUCGUGCACUCGCUGCUGAAGGGCGAGAACAUCGGCAUCACGUCCAGACGGAGGUCUCGGUCCAGCCAGAACAACAACUCGGCCCACAUGGCGGGAGGGAGACCCGGCGGGACGACCGGCAACACUCAGCAGAGUCAUUAUACGAGAGCCCAGGCCAACAGUCCCCGCCCCAUUAUGACGUCAUCGGGCCCCUCCCCUAAAGGCCCCCAGGGGGCCCCGCCCCCCCAGCAGCAGAGCCCGGCCCUGCCGGCCCAGCCGGGCGAGCAGCGCAGCUCGCGCUCCUCCCGGAGGAAAGGCUCCGACAGCAGCGUCCCCGAUGAGGACAAGGACCGGCGGGAGGACGCCGCCGCCGCGGGGCGAGAGUCCAAGUCCAAGGCGAAGCAGCCGCUGAGCAAACGCAGGAAAGGCGAGGAGGAGGAGAAGAAGGCCGGCCUGAAGAGGCUGAAGGCCGACGUGACCUCCGACCUCUCGGAGAGCAGCGACUCGGAGAACCCGCAGCACAAGCGCAACGCCGGCUCCUCCUGCUGCUCCUCGUCCUCCUCGUCCACGUCGUCCUCCUCCUCGUCCUCGUCCUCCUCCUCCGAGCCCAACUCGGAGAACGAGCUGAAGAGCUCUGCCGUCUGCAAGAUGGAGGAGGACGAGACGCCCGUCACCAAGGGGGCCAAAGUAGAGCGGGCCUCGGCCCUGAUUGGCCGGGCGUCGCCGUGGGCGGAGCUCCAGGACGACAAGAAGAGCGUGUUGAAGGAGAAGCUGAUCACCAAGGAGGAGGAGGAGCUGGUGGCCGUGACGCAGAUCGCCACGCCGCCGUCCUCCGACUCGGAGAAGAAACCCCUGAAAGCCUCGUCUCGGUCUCAGACGCCGUCAUCCCAGCUGCACGGCGGCGGCGGCGGCGGCGGCGUGGAGCUCCCGGACGACGCCCAGGCCACGGUGCACCAGGAGAGUUCGGAGGCCGUGUCGGCGCUGCUGGCCUCCCAGAAGGCCGAGUCCACGGCGCUGUCGCCCUACCUCCCCCUCAACCCGUCGCCCGUGUCCUCGCCGCCCGUCCCGCCCUCGCCCUCGCCGUCGGAGGGAGGCCGGCGCGGCGAGGCGGAGCCGCACGUCAAGCAGCAAGGCGUCGUGGUCGGCGCCGCGGCGGCGGCGGCAAAGUGCAAGAUGGAGUUCGCUCCCUCCGAAGUUAUCAGGGCCGUGGCGUCGGCGGCCGACGACCCCCCCCAGGUGAAGGAGGAGAAGCCCGCCCUUCCUCCUCCUCAUCUUCAUCAGCACCCGCACCUGCACUACAGCUCCGUCUACGCCGGCGUCGCCGCCCCGUCUCCGUGUGAAGACCCCAGGAAACCUCUGCAGCUGCCCCCGCCCCCCCACAAGAUGAACUCGGCCCCGCCCCCACCAGACCCGGUCAGCGCCAGAACCAGCCCCAACCCGGGCUCGGCCCCCCUCGAAGGCCUGAAGCAGCGGUCCCAGGGGCCCCAGGGGUACCAGGGGUCUCAAGGGUACCAGGGGUCUCAAGGGUACCAGGGGCACCAGGUCUCCCAGGGGCACCAGGGGCACCAGGGGUACCAGGGGUCCCGCACCUCUCCGGGUCUUCCCAAGCCCCCCCCAGGCCCGCUGGAGCCCCCCAAACCCAAACCCAACCCGUCCCCGGAGCUCCCCAAACCUAAAGUCCUGCGCUACCCCGACCCCUCGCCGCCCCCGCCGGUCCGCCUGCCCUCCAAGGUGGAACCGGAACCCGCGCGGUCCGGUUUCAAGCCCCUCCCCCUGCGGGCGGAGGGGGGCGGAGUCAGGCCCGCCAGCACCAAGAGCCCCCUGAUCAUCGACAAGAACGAGACCUUCACCGUGUACCGGGACCCGGCGCUGGUGCAGUCCGACCCGGACGUCUCCGCCCCCCCGGCCGGCUCGUCCAACCACGUGACGGCGGCGUACCUGCACCCGCACAUGCACCCGCACCUGCACCCGUCCUCCUCCCCCCACCCGCCCUGCCUGGCCCCCGGGUCCCACGCCCUGCUGGCGCCGCCCCGCCACUCCCCGGGCCUGCCCCACCAGCACCUGCUGCCCCCCGGGAUGCUGCCGGCCAUGCCCCCCCCCUCCGCGUCUCUGCUGGGGGGCCACGCCCGCCUGGACGCCCCCGCCGGCCUGGGCCACCUCGCCCUCCCACACCCGGUCGCCGCCGCCGCGCACCAGCAGCAGUUUCUGCAGGGCCACGGCGCGGCCCCGGGGCUCGGCCUCUACCCCCUCCUCUGGCCGUACGCCAACGGGACGGCAGCGUCGUACCCGCCGGGACUCAACCUGCCGGCCAACUGGGUCCACUCGGACGGGCCCGUCACUGUGAACUCGGAGACGUCUCUCAGGAGGACGUCCACCAGUCCGUGGCUGCACCAGACCGCCUGCAGCGCCAGCGACGGUCUGGGUUUGCUGAAGCACAUUCCAGUCCGGCCGGCGAGCGCCGACGCCUACCGGCCCCCCGUCAAGAUGAGCACGCACAGCAGCCCCCCCAUCCCCAAGGCCAUGAUGGGGCAUAAAGAAGACCAUUCUAAGAAGAGCUUCUUGGACCCGGUCCGGACUCUGACGCUGGCCCAGCUGAAGCAGGAGCAGACGGACCGGAGUCGCCCCGCGGCGGGGAAGGACGUGCACAUCCACCGGCUGUACCUGGACCCGCACGGCAAGGCCCGGCUCUCCAACGCUCAGGAUGCAGGUCUGGGUUCCGACCGGUCCGUCGUCAAGUACAAGGAGGAGAACCGGCAGAUCCUGAAGGAGAGCAUCGAGGUGGCGCCGUUCACGGCUAAGAUCCAUCACCCCGGGACGGACCGGGACCGGGACCCGCCCAGGGACCAGGUCUUCCCGGUCCGGGUCCCGGCCCUGGCCUCCCAGAGCUCCAAGAGCACGUACUUCACCACGCUGUCCAACAGCAUCGUCAACGAGCCGCCGCGGCUCUUCCCCUCCAAGGAGCUGGGGAGCUACUACGACCCCCGGGGGACGUCGCCGGUUAGCGCUGGCGUUAGCGUCGCCGCGGCGGCGGCGGGGAACUCCUUCGCUAGUUUCACCCCCAAGGCCUCGCUGUCCAAGCCGCCCCCGCUCAUCAAGCACAAGCCGGAGGAAGGUCUGGCGGGGAAGAUCACGGAGCAGCUCAGCCAGCAGGUGUCGCUGGUGCAGCAGCAGGUUCACGCCGCCGUGGAUCGGAUGGAACGCCGCAGUCCAGCCGUGGACGUGGCCCUGUCCUCGGCCCCCGCCCACCACCACCACCCGCUGCAGCAGCACCUCAGGGCGAUGCCGUCCCUGCACCGCGCGCCCGUCUUCCACCCGCCCACGCAGCUAGCGCUGGAGCGUAAGGAGGCGUCGGAGCGCGAGCGGGAGUGGGAGCGGGAGAGGGCGGCCUACGGCGGGCGGCUGUCGCCCCCCACCCUCACGCCCAUCCAGCCCAUGAGCACCAAGGCCUCCGCGGAGCAGCAGAAGCCGCCCACGCUGGUGCCCGAACUCAGGGACGUCAAGGGCCACGGCGGCGGCAGCAUCGUCGCCGUGACCUCCGCGACCUCCGCCGGCAGGGGCGGGUUUUACAACCGGGAGAGAAACCCCCCGGCGGCGGCGACGGCGUCGGUCAUCGUACGUCCAACCAUGUCCCUGAGGUACGACGGUCCGCUCGGUGCUAACAACAAGUCCUCUUCUGGUGCUGCCAUCCAUAAGGAGCCCCACCCCCCAGGGAGGCCCGAGGGCGGGGGGGGUACCAGGACCGCCGCCGGGGAGCCCGGCAUCGGCCGGGUGAUCCAGCCCAACUCCAGGCUGGAUCUCACCUGCGUCCAGUACAAAAGCACCUCCGUUCCGGGCCCCCAGGGGGCCCCGGGGGUCCAGGGGGCCCCGGGGGUCCAGGGACCCCCCCCUUCCAGCAGGGCCGGGGUUUUGGUCUCAACAGACUCCCGGUCCGGGGGCCCGUCAUGGGACGGCUUGGCCCCCCUGAGGGUCCAGAACCACGACGGCCGCCCCACCACGUCUCCGGGCCCUUCGGCGGGGCCGCCCCCCGCCCAGAGCCCCGCCCAGGCCCCCCCGGGCCCCCCCACCUCCGUCUCCGGCCCCCAGCAGCCGCCGUACCCGCCCUCCUUCAUCCACCUCAAGAAGCACAAAGCCGCUCUGGCCGCCGCCCAGUCCAGAAGCCACGCCCCCCCCUCGGCCCCCCCCGUUCCCGUGACGACCAGAACUGGAACCCCCCCCUCGGGGUCGGACUCGGCCCCCUCCGGCCACAGCCUGACCCCCCCGCCCUGCUCGUCCGGCGGUUCCACGCCGGGCACCUGCAGCCCCCUGCCCAACGGCCAGCCCUCAGGCCCCGCCCCCUCGGGCCCUGGCCCCGCCCCCUCAGGCCCAGGCCCCGCCCCCUCAGGCCCCCCCAGCAACUACCACAAGCUGAAGAAGGCGUGGCUGACGCGGCACUCGGAGGAGGACCGGAACACGGCCGUCGCCGUGGUUACCGCGGUGCCCGCGGCCCCCCCCGUUGCCGCCGCCGUCGUCAGCAUCAAGGUGGCGAAGCCGCUCGUCACGACCGCCAACGCCUGCAACGCGGCGUCGGUGUCGGACAUGAUCAAGCCGUGCACCGUCAACCUCUGCGCCUCCACGUCCGGCGAGGAGCUGGGCAAGGACUGCGCCAGGGCUGAGCGUGAGCGGCAGCAGCAGCAGCAGCAGCAGCAGGAGGACAAGGUCGCGGCGUUGGGAGGCGGCGGCGACGACAGGAAGUCGACUCACCCGUCGCGGCGGGCCAGCAAGCGCUCGUACGACUCCGGCUCAGAGAGCGGCGGCGGAGACGACUCGGACUCGGCCAGCGAGAGCAAGACGGAGGGCCGGGCCAAACGGCAGCCCAAGCCCACGUACAAGAAGAAGCAGAACGACAUGGCGAGGCGGAGAGGAGACGACCGCGAGGACGACGACGGGAAACCCAACGGCAUCUUCAGGUCGGCCCGUGAGAAGACCAAGCUCAAGCUGGCCAGCAGCAACGGAAUCCCCCGCUCGGUGCUGAAGGACUGGAGGAAGGUGAAGAAGCUGAAGCAGACGGGCGAGUCGUUCCUGCAGGACGACUCCUGCUCCGAGAUCGGGCCCAACCUGCAGAAAUGUCGCGAGUGCCGGCUGGUCCGCAGCAAGAAGGGCGAGGAGCCGGCGCACUCCCCCGUCUUCUGCCGCUUCUACUACUUCAGACGACUGUCCUACAGCAAGAACGGAGUGCUCCGGACGGACGGCUUCUCGUCCCCGGAGCAGUUUGACGACGAGGCCCUGGCGUUGUGGGUCCCCGGGCCGGCCCAGGACGGCCCGCUGGACCACAACACGGCCAAGUACAUCCUCAGCUUCAUCGGGGACAAGUUCUGCCAGAUGGUGACGACGGAGAACACGGCGGCCGGCUGGAUCAAGAAGGACGCCAAGCCGGCCUGGAAACGGGCGGUGAGGGGCGUGAGGGAGAUGUGUGACGCCUGUGAAGCCACGCUCUUCAACAUCCACUGGGUCUGCCAGAAGUGCGGCUUCGUGGUCUGUUUGGACUGCUACAAGGCCAAGGAGCGGCGCAGCUCCAGAGAUAAGGAGCUGUACGGCUGGCUGAAGUGUGUCAAAGGUCAACCUCACGAUCACAAGCACCUCAUGCCGACGCAGAUCAUCCCUGGAACAGUUCUGGCAGACUUGGUGUCGUCCAUGCACUCCCUGAGGGACAGAAACAACAUCCGCUCUCACUGUCCCUGCAGCAGCAAGCAGAACGUCCUCUCCAAGCUACCGGCCACCAACGGCGUCUCUCAGGUUCUCCAGAACGUCCUGAAUCACAGCAACAAGCUGUCGCUGGUGAAGGCCGAGCCGGGCCCUCAGAACCACGGGGGGGUGAAGGCCGAGACCAACGGAGGAGACGGAGGAGGAGGAGGAGGAGGAGGAGCUGCAGGAGCAGGAGGCAGCAGUCCCGCCAGCAACGCAGCAAGUUCCCCCGUCUCCCCCCCGGAGUCCCAGUCGCCGCUGCACUUCCUGGCCGACCUGGCCGAGCAGAAGUCCCGGGAGGAGAAGAAAGAGAACAAAGAGACGGUGGUUGUGAGUAAACCGGUGAAGGAAGAAAAGGACGGCCUGGAGGUUCUGCAGCAGUGCCGGGCCUCGUCUCUGGGGGCCGGCGGCGGCGAGCAGGGAUCAACCCUCCGGGACCUGCUCACCACCACGGCCGGAAAACUGAAGCUGGGAUCCACCGACGCCGGCAUCGCCUUCGCACCCGUCUACUCCAGCGCCUCACAGACCGGUAAGGGCGGCCAGCCGAUGCCCAACAUCCUGGACGACAUCAUCGCGUCGGUGGUGGAGAAUAAAAUCCCCGCCAGCCGCCAGAACAUCACGGCCAAGCUGUCAAUCAAGCAGGAGGUGAUCGUCCCCGCCGCCGCCGCGGAGGACGCCAAACCAGAGAAGAAGAAGACGACGACGGGGACGGCUCCGACCGCGGCACCGCCCCCGGCGGCGGAGGACUCGGCCAAUCAGCACGCGGGGAUCCCCCACUGCUGGCUGAGCAACGGCCGGCUGCUGUGGCUCAAGGACCACCGUAACCACGGCAACUGGAGGCUGUUCAGGGAGAGCUGGAGGCUGGGACAGCCCGUCCUGGUGUCGGGGAUCCACAAGCGUCUGAACGUGGGUCUCUGGAAGGCCGAGUCGUUCAACCAGGAGUUUGCAGAUCACCAGGGAGACCUGCUGAACUGCAGAGACCAGGUGGUGACGAACUCCGGCAUCAAGGAGUUCUGGGACGGAUUCGAGGACAUCACCAAGCGUCCCCGGUCCGAGGACGGGGAGCCGAUGGUUUACCGUCUGAAGGACUGGCCGUCCGGGGAGGAGUUCAUGGCCCUGAUGCCGUCACGGUACGACGACCUGAUGAAGAACCUUCCCCUCCCAGAAUACUCUGAUCCCGAGGGGAACCUGAACUUGGCGUCUCACCUGCCCUCGUUCUUCGUCAGGCCGGACCUGGGACCGCGGCUCUGCUGCGCCUACGGUGUAGCAGCGUCUCAGGACCAGGACUUCGGCACCGCCAACCUGCACGUGGAAGUCUCCGACGUGGUCUCGGUCCUGGUCUACGUGGGCAUCGCCAAGGGCAACGGAGUCCUGUCCAAGACCGGGGUGCUGAAGCGUCUGGAGGAGGAGGACCUGGACGACGGCGUCCGGCGGAGGCUGAAGGAUUCCAGCGAGACUCCGGGGGCGCUGUGGAACAUCUACCUCAACAAGGACCUGGACCGGGUCCGGGACUUCCUGCACAAGCUGAGCAGGGAGCAGGGCCUGGACCUGAACCCGGACCAGGACCCCCUCAGGGACCAGGACCCCCUCAGGGACCAGGGCUGCUAUCUGGGCAGGAAGCAGCGGCAGCGGCUGCUGGACGAGCACGGGGUCCAGACCUGGACCGUAGUCCAGUUCCUGGGGGACUCGGUGCUGAUCCCUGCAGGCUGCAUGCACCAGGUCCAGAACCUCCACAGCUGCGUCCAGGUGAUCAACGACUUCGUGUCUCCGGAACACGUGACUCGGUCCUUCCAGCUGACGCAGGAGCUGCGGCCGAUCAAGGAAGAGGUCAACUACGAGGACAAGCUGCAGGUGAAGAACAUCCUGUUCCACUGCGUGAAGGAGGCCGUCCGGUCCCUGAAGAGGAGCCCGUCUGACGAGGACUCAUGACACCCGCCUGGCUUUGGCCACGCCUCCAGGGCGGGGUUAGCCACGCCCCCUCGGCCCCCCCGCCACUCGCUCAUCGUCACGGCGGUUGGUCAAAGCUGGUCACAUGACCUGGUCACAUGACUGCUCGGUCGUCACGGGUGGGACGCCUCCAUCCCCACCUGAGCUGCAGGGCCGAGAGGAGACGCAGGGCUGCACCGCCGGGGGGGGCCGAGGGGGCCCCUGGACCCCCGGGGGGCCGGGGGGGCCUGAAACUAUAAUGGAAUAAUUUCCUGAAAAUGUAAAAAAAUUUGCACUUAACUCAAUCGAAAAUGUAAUAAAACCCAAUAAUGUAAUAACUUCACCAACAAUGUAAUAAAAUAUCCUGACGGAUAUUGUAAUAACAUUUUUACCGAUAAUGUAAUACCUUAUUACAUUAUUGGGAAGUUAUUACAUUUUCAGGUGGGUCUUUUUUUCCAAAUUUUCCUGAUAAUGUAAUACUUGACAAAUUCCAGUCCAGAGUUCUAUGGAGGAUUUUUUGUGUCAAAAUUAAAUAAUACAUAAUUAAUUAAUGUAUUUAUUUAUUUAAUGUGUCAUGAAUUAUUAAAAUUGGAAUUAAAUAUGUCAAAGUAAUUAAAUGCUGAAAUAAUUAAAU